Molecule: messenger RNA, 691 nt
Organism: Oncorhynchus keta (chum salmon)
Lineage: Eukaryota; Metazoa; Chordata; Actinopteri; Salmoniformes; Salmonidae
Product: protein starmaker-like
Exons: 4
Coding region: 139-513 (124 amino acids)
Source: RefSeq, a predicted model, not a curated record
UCUGAACAACACGAACGUGUUUUGGUCACGUGGUUGCGGGGUGGGGUCAACAGGUAGGUGCGUAGGGUGAGUUUUUCCGUUUAAAGGGCAAAGUUGUUCCUGCAGGUUGUCACUACUAUUGUGUGCUCCCAAGACAACAUGGAUUUCGAUUUGGCUUCAGCUGUCGGUAAAGAUGAUCAGGUGAAAAAGGAUGAUGCCUCUGGCCAGGAACAGAACGCCCUCUUUGGAUGGGGGAAGAAGAAGGACAAAGAUGGGGAUAAGGACAAGAGUGCAUCCAAGGACAAAGACAAAUCAAAGGACCGCAAGGACAGUGACAAAUCAAAGGACCGCAAGGACAGUGACAAGUCUAGCGAACAUAAGGACAAGAAACAUGGUGACAAGAAGGACAAAGGUCAUAAGAAGAAGAAAGACAAGAAGCCCAAAGAGCAUAAGGACAAAGACGAUGGGCAUGGGUCCUCUUCUUCUUCCUCGUCCAGCAGUGAUGAGGAUGAAGGCAAGAAGACUCAUCACUGAUUCUGGUGCUGUGAGGAGGUCCUGUCAGACUUUUCUCCAUCUUUCCUCCCCAGUGAAAAGUCUAAUGUCCACCAGAAGAGGGAGGUGUUUUUCAUUGUAUAUUUGUUUAACAGAUUGAAUACAAUUGAUUGGCAAACAUUAUGUUCAGGUUUUUUGAUAAAUUGUCCAGUUGAAAAGA